AAACAUUAAGGGUAAUUACGUAAUUUUUCAACUUAUAGGAUCAAAUGAUUCCGAUUCCAUCGCCAAAUAUUUUCAUAAGCAAACUGCUAUCGAUCUUUCCACAUCAUCAGAAAGAAGAGCCGAAAAUCGAUCCCUUUCGGGUACAAUUUUCGAAGAGAGCUUUCAAACCCCUCAAGGCGGUCCAUCAGCCUGCGAUAAAGCCUGUGACCAACAGCUUCAAGAAUGUUGAUUGUGAGAGGAGGGUCCAAGAAGAUUAAGCAAACUGGUGGAGGAGCUAAAACAGCCUUUGUGAGGUACUUCUGUAGGAAAUGUGCACCAAAUGUGAGGAAGAUCAACCCGAAGGUACCCCCCCAAGAGGCCGCCUCCAUAGCUCAAGGUCUCUAUCAGGUUAUCAAGCAACACGGCCCUCUCACUGUCUCCAACACUUGGAACCACGCCAAGGAAAGUGCGGAUAAUGUUAGUCCGGAUUCUAGUUCACCUUCGAAAGAUGAUUUGCUUGAAGAGGCAUGCAAAAAGUAUGAUGAGGCCACUCACCUUUGCCCUACACUUCAUGAUGCUUAUUAUAAUUGGGCUAUAGCAAUCUCUGAUCGGGCAAAAAUGCGUGGUCGUACAAAGGAGGCUGAAGAACUAUGGAAGCAGGAAGCUGGUAGUAGCGGAUUGAGUAGCAAAACACACAUGAAGACGAUGCUUAAAUGGAUGAGGGGGAGAAAGAUGCUGAAGCUAUUUUGCAAUCAUGUUGGUUCCAGCAAGAAAUUCUUGCACUGUACUCAGCCUGAAGAACCUCAAACUGAUCAAUCAAACAACUCCACGGAACUGAAACUACAAACUGAGAAACCUUCCACAAGAAGGAAAAAGAAUACUCUAUAAUGCAUAUGUGCAUUGGGUGUAACUAGGUCUGGGAAUAUUUGUUGAGCUCAUUGUAUUAUUUGAGUAUGGUUUUCCAUAGACUUAAUGGCUACUUUGGGCUUGGUUAUCCAUAUUGACUUAAUAGCUACUUUUGUCUGGAUGUGUUAUUAAUUCUCAGUUUUUACUUUAAUUGAAUCAAUGACUAGUUUGGAAUAGUAGCUUUAA
Messenger RNA from Camellia sinensis, 1071 nucleotides. The record is from RefSeq and is a predicted model, not a curated record. Lineage: Eukaryota; Viridiplantae; Streptophyta; Magnoliopsida; Ericales; Theaceae.